Molecule: messenger RNA, 1480 nt
Organism: Desarmillaria tabescens
Lineage: Eukaryota; Fungi; Basidiomycota; Agaricomycetes; Agaricales; Physalacriaceae
Exons: 9
Coding region: 185-1297 (370 amino acids)
Source: RefSeq, a predicted model, not a curated record
ACGGGAAGGCCGGAGGAGCAGUGUCUUGGAGACUUGACGAUGUUUUCUCCGCCAUCGAAUAAUUUCGGAUCCCUACCGCAGCGAACAGAACUGAUGUUUCAAAUAUCCAGAAACUCAAUCUUUUUUUCGUCCUACGGGGAGGCCAUAAAUUGAACGGUGAAAUUCAUCGAUUUAUCCGCCCACCAUGCUGUGCUCGUACCUCUUCACAUUCGCGUCGCUGGUCUGCACUGCUCUCGCUCAGCAGCACAAUGCUGAGCCGAUUGUCAAUGGGACGGCUGAUGACGGUUGGCAAUCGUUCCCAGACGUUAUUGAUGCUAAGGCGUAUCCUGACUGGGUCGUAGAUGAGGACGCGGGAGGAUAUCUGCCUGUAUACCAAACAGCUGGCCUGAACAAGACAGAAGUAACAAGAGCAAUUAUUGUUUUGAAUGGCAAGGAUAGAACUUGUUGGUCCGACUGGACUGCGAUGAAUAACGCGCUUUAUAAUGCUACCUAUGAUGAUCCCACCAUCGAACGCGACCACAUAUCUAUCAUGGCUCCUUGCUUCUUCACAGAGGCUGACUUGAAAGCGGGCGCGGCAACAGACGACCAGCUCAUAUGGGAUAAUACGACUUGGAUCAGCGGGCAUUCCAAUGUCGCCGAUAACCCAUCAAACUUUAGCACGUACGAUGUCCUCGAUACGCUUGUGGCGUACUACAUGAAUACAACCGUCUACCCGAAUUUACAGGUCGUCGUCAUUGCAGGCCACUCUGCCGGCGGCCAAAUGACCCAGCGCUACGUGGCUCUCAGGCCGUCAAACGAGGAUGAUAGCCGACUGCAUUUCUGGAUCGCCAACCCGGGUUCCUUAUGCUGGCUAACCUCGGACCGCCCAUUUCCCGACGAUGACUGUGAUGGCGUUGAUGAUUUCAAAUAUGGGCUGAAGGCGAACUUCCCCGCCUACGCAACUGCGGAUGCUCGUGUUCUUGAAAGGGAGGGUAUCAUUGAGAGAUACAACGGGCGCACAAUUAGUUAUGCCUGGGGACUCGUAAGUGAUGUUAUUUGUCUCAGAGUGAUUUUCUACCACUCGUUACAGGAAGACCAUGGUGACGGCGACCCUCGAUGUCAAGCAAAAACCCAGGGGAAUUCGCAUCUAGAAAGGGGACAGUAUUUCGUGUCGAUGCUGGAGGAUAUGGGAGGCGUACCUAAUUGCACCACCGUCGAUUGGGUACCCGGUAUCAGCCAUGACGCUGAAGGGAUGAUGGCAAGCAAUGUGGGAAUCGAUAAGUUAUUUCGAUUUAUGGGAAACGAGGGAUGUGCUUAACGGGGGCACGCAAUUCAGCUCUACACCGGAACGUCACUAAUAAUCGACUCCGCAAUGUUCCACCAACGUCAGAAUAUGCGGGUCUAAGUUUUGAAAAUAACUAUACAUACUCAUCUAAUUUUUGUAGUCUUCUACUCUUCGUAUGCGACCGUGUCGAUAUCAUCUGUUUCUAGGUAGUCCGUC